UGGUAUAAGGAUCUGAAUUUAUUCGUCUUAUAUUCCUGUUUUUGCUCUCUAACUGUCUUCGUCUGAAUUGACAUACUCUAUCUCCCCCCUCUACUCAUCGCAAUCAAUUAUACCACGCGGUUCUUUUACUUCGUACGCCGGUUUGGCUCGUACUUGCCCGAUACUAAAUUUCCAUCAUACCUCUCAUCGCCAGUAGCCAGCCUUGUUCACAUCAAAAUACACGUCCCUGUCCCAGCUAGCCUCCUUUUGGACUUUCGCUUCCGCUUCCACUGCUCCAUACUAGGACAUAUCAACCUCCCCAGUUGGUGCACUGACGCUGAACACGCCCAUACCGGCAGCAUCAACUACCACAUCGACGGCUCAGGGCCAACAUUGGAAAGCCCGGUGAACAAGCGGCUGGCAUCGACAUCGACAACGAUAACCCCAACAUCUGCGUUGACGGAGUUAACAUGGGCGGGGGAGAGUUUCGUCAAGGCAUGGGCAGCCCGUCCUUCGGCCCCAGAAACGCCAUCGGCAGCGAUAACCCCGGAGUCCGCAUUGACAGAGCUGGCAGCGUCAGAAUACACAUCAGCACAGACCCCAAAGGCACUGACGCCCAGUCCCUCCGCGUUGAAAAAGCCGACAGCAUUGAACGCCCACGUCAAUCCCCAAGCCCACGGUCCUUUCCAUCCGAGCCCCGUUCAACAAACCAAACCGAACAACUGAAGCGAAAUGAGAAAAUGGGCCCUGGCCUUGAUAGAGUCGACAAUAUCAGACCUCCACUUCCUCCACGUCCUCUACACUCGCGGCCCUUUUCACCCGAGCCGAAACAAAGAAAGAAGAUGAGUUCUGACAUUGGCUAUAUCUGGCCAAAAGACCCGAGACCAGGGAACCCCAGCCGAUGGUCCCCCUGGCAGCGCUUUACCGACGUGAUGACGGGAAAGGGACCGGAUAUAUAUGUUGGAAGAAUCCGCCCCCGUGCUAGCCACCAUGACCAUGGACAUACUUUGCACAGGGGAGGAAACCUCUGGGGCGGGCGGGAUUGGGAGCGGAGAUCCAGAACUGGGUGGUCGUUGUGGGACAACGAUCAUGUCAAGUGCUGCACGAAGCCGCAUUGUCCGGAUUGCUAUUACGUUCGCAAGCGGGAGAAGAGGGACAACCUUCUGUUUGGGGCGAGACGUGAUCUGGAGGAGAGGUACGACUUUCGCACGAGGAGAUAUCAGGUUCCGGAUGAGGGAACUUGGUCGAGGGUGGAGUAUUGCGAUGAGCGGCGGCAUACGAUUCCUCUAUGUUACUGGGAUCGGUAUGGCCGCCCGUACCCGGCGGCGCAUCAACAUGAUGGGGUUUAUGGGGGUCGGUGUCGGAGAUUUCGGUACUAGAACCUUUUCCCCUUUAGUUUCAGAUCAGACACACGUCGCGUGAUAGGCCUCAAAUGUUGGCGUCUGAGGUUCUGUUUGUGAUUCAGUAGAUUUUGGGUA
Molecule: messenger RNA, 1457 nt
Organism: Aspergillus versicolor CBS 583.65
Lineage: Eukaryota; Fungi; Ascomycota; Eurotiomycetes; Eurotiales; Aspergillaceae
Exons: 1
Coding region: 450-1358 (302 amino acids)
Source: RefSeq, a predicted model, not a curated record